Nomascus leucogenys (northern white-cheeked gibbon) is the source of this 2615-nucleotide messenger RNA. The record is from RefSeq and is a predicted model, not a curated record. NCBI's taxonomy places the organism in Eukaryota, Metazoa, Chordata, Mammalia, Primates, Hylobatidae.
GCGGGUGAGCUGGAUCCUGAUCCCCGUGGUCAGUGGCCAGAUCCUGGGCUGCUGGCCAGAACCCUGGCUUUGUGAGUGGCUGUAGCUUGGCUCUGCUCCAGCCCACAGGGGCUAAAGGGGCGGGUAGGGAGCGGGUAGGGAGCGUGUACGUGGCUUUGUGUCCUUGGCUCCUCCAGACUCUCACAUGUGCGGACACCAUAUACUCCUGCUGCCCUUGUGCCCCAAUCAUUGCACAAACAGAAACAGCUCUGACAGAGAAGGGACUGCUAGUUAGGAACCCUAGGGCCUGGAAGGAAGGUAUGGCUCUCAGAGUGACCUGGGGUCUAUUCAGUCCCCUCUGGACCUGUUUCCCUGGCAAUGCUGUGGGAACAACAGUCUAUGUGACACAGGAGAUCUGAUGCCACCUGGUGUUCUCCAAAUUUUAAGGUGAAGGCAGGGAUUGUGAAUGAUACAGGGUUGGCCAGAAUGGUUUUUGCCUUCGUUCUUUUCCCAGGGGAACCAAGCCUGUGGGUAGGGAAAUCACACUAAGGCUGGACAGUGACUGAAUCUGGCCCAGGAGAAACUUGGCUGCCUGCCUUCCAGGCCAGGGUUUUUCUUCCUUGAGAUCCUGGAGGGGAAGUACCUGGAACUUGGGAGUGUUGCCCUGGUCUGGAAGAUCUGAUAGACAUAGUAUGCACACAUUUCCCUCGAGCUUCCCAUGACUGGGGACUAGAUGAGAACCCUGGGUGGGUGGCUGGUUUCUUGAGGCAUACGUAUACCCGACACACCUUACACCUCUGACUUGGCUGCAUUUUGGAAUCAUCUGGGAAGUUUUAAACAAUACUGAUGCCUAGGUCCAACCUCCAGAGAUUCUGAUUUAAUUGGUAUGGGGUGGGGUUUUGCAGUUUUCAAACCACAAUAUCCAGCAAAGUUUGAGAACCAUUGCCCUACACAGCCCUCCUUCUUCUUUAUCUUAUCUGGAGUCAGGGGCACCUUCACCUUCUCCAAUCACCUGGCCAGUGGCUCUUGUUUCCAGUCCUGCUGUUCCAGGGUGGAUAGGCCUUCAGGCGGAGACCCAGGAAUCCAGCUCCAGACUCUGUCCCAGGCAGCCUCUUCAGUCCCGGACGGGACAGGAAGUGUCCGGCGGAGGUGGGGGUGGAGGUGAUUGGCAGUUGGAGUCUCCAAUGGGCCAGGAGCCCCCCUAUUUCACUCCUCUCCUUCCAUUGGCGCCUGGGCGGAGCCGCCCCCGCUGCGGGGGCCCAGGGCGGGAGGGAGUAGAGGCCGGGGCAGAGGGCGAGGGCAGAGGGCGCUGGCGGCAGCGGCCGCGGAAGAUGAGCAGCAGCUGCUCAGGGCUGAGCAGGGUCCUGGUGGCCGUGGCUACGGCCCUGGUGUCUGCCUCCUCCCCCUGCCAGGCCUGGGGCCCCCCAGGGGUCCAGUAUGGGCAGCCUGGCAGGUCCAUGAAGCUGUGUUGUCCUGGAGUGACUGCCGGGGAACCAGUGUCCUGGUUUCGGGACGGGGAGCCAAAACUGCUCCAGGGACUUGACUCUGGGCUAGGGCAUGAACUGGUCCUGGCCCAGGCAGACAACACUGAUGAGGGCACCUACAUCUGCCGGACCCUGGAUGGUGCACUUGGGGGCACAGUGACCCUGCAGCUGGGCUACCCUUCAGCCCGCCCUGUUGUCUCCUGCCAAGCAGCCGACUAUGAGAACUUCUCUUGCACUUGGAGUCCCAGCCAGAUCAGCGGUUUACCCACCCGCUACCUCACCUCCUACAGGAAGAAGACAGUCCUAGGAGCUGAUAGCCAGAGGAAGAGUCUAUCCACAGGGCCCUGGCCAUGCCCACAGGAUCCCCUAGGGGCCGCCCGCUGUGUUGUCCAUGGGGCUGAGUUCUGGAGCCAGUACCGGAUUAAUGCGACUGAGGUGAACCCACUGGGUGCCAGCACACGCCUGCUGGAUGUGAGCUUGCAGAGCAUCUUGCGUCCUGACCCACCCCAGGGCCUGCGGGUAGAGUCGGUACCAGGUUACCCCCGACGUCUGCGAGCCAGCUGGACAUACCCUGCCUCCUGGCCGCGCCAGCCCCACUUCCUGCUCAAGUUCCGUUUGCAGUACCGUCCGGCGCAGCAUCCAGCCUGGUCCACGGUGGAGCCAGCUGGACUGGAGGAGGUGAUCACAGAUGCUGUGGCUGGGCUGCCCCAUGCUGUACGAGUCAGUGCCCGGGACUUUCUAGAUGCUGGCACCUGGAGCACCUGGAGCCCGGAGGCCUGGGGAACUCCGAGCACUGGGACUGUACCAAAGGAGAUACCAGCUUGGGGCCAGCUACACACGCAGCCAGAGGUGGAGCCUCAGGUGGACAGCCCUGCUCCUCCAAGGCCCUCCCUCCAACCACACCCUCGGCUACUUGAUCACAGGGACUCUGUGGAGCAGGUAGCUGUGCUGGCGUCUUUGGGAAUCCUUUCUUUCCUGGGACUGGUGGCUGGGGCCCUGGCACUGGGGCUCUGGCUGAGGCUGAGACAGGGCGGGAAGGAUGGAUCCCCAAAGCCUGGGUUCUUGGCCUCAAUGAUUCCAAUGGACAGGCAUCCAGAGUUGGAGUUCUGCUCGAGGAACGUGUGUAAUGUGUACAUCUGUGUCCAUGUGUGA